Molecule: messenger RNA, 2611 nt
Organism: Phialemonium atrogriseum
Lineage: Eukaryota; Fungi; Ascomycota; Sordariomycetes; Cephalothecales; Cephalothecaceae
Product: acid protease
Exons: 2
Coding region: 454-2397 (647 amino acids)
Biological process (GO): proteolysis
Cellular component (GO): fungal-type vacuole
Molecular function (GO): aspartic-type endopeptidase activity
Source: RefSeq, a predicted model, not a curated record
UGAUACCAUUCAUUUGGAUGCCGUAUUUCGACAAGGCCAGAGUCGCCCGGACAGCUGAUCGGCCGUGCUACCGGUUGAGGGCGGGAACUAUACUAGAUUCGCUUGUUAGCUUCUAGUUUGGUUAUUUUUGGGUUUGAUUAUUGGUGUUAAUUAUUCUUCGACCCUGGCAAUAGGGGUCUCACGAGCUAGCGUCUCGUACAUGGGAGCCGCAGCCUGGAAAACUCAUCUCGUAUCCUCACUCACGACCAAUCAAGACGGAGGUGCCGGCCUAGCAGGCUCUUGGCGCAUUUGGUCCCCAACCCAACGGUCGACGAACUUUUCGACUCUACGAGAUGUUCACCAUCUCUUUCCAUUUUCGUUGAUAUUCCAAUCCUGUUCCGACUGACCAUGCGACUUUCGUUAUCGUAGCACCUUUUGCGUUGUUUGUUUUUGAAUAAUACCCCGUCUUCGAUCAUGAAGACAUCCACUCGCUUGAAUUUUUGGUUCGCGUUGGCCUGCUUCGGUCUUGCGCAUGCACAUGUGCAGUUCGAGUUCUCCCGUCGGGCUGGAAGCGCGGCGGGGCUGACCGGGCGCGACACGGCGUCGGCGUCGCUCUCCCGGGUCGGCUUUGCCUAUGUCGUCAAUGUCACCGUCGGCACGCCGGGACAGGAGGUGGCCCUGCUAAUCUCGCCGUCUGCGGCUGAUACCUGGGUCCCAGACGCCACCUCGUUGAGUUGUGACCCUAUAUACUACAACAACGAAGACUUUUAUUAUGGGGAAUACGCGCUGGACGAGAAUCUCUGUCACUGGGGGAGCUUCAACAUGUCCGAGUCGUCGACAUACCUAGACGCCAGCCAGAAGUACACGUCUUUCGACGCCAGCUAUGCCGACGGCACCUACGCCAGCGGGGUCAACGGCACAGAUACCUUGAAUGUCGGCGGCGUCGAGUUGGAGAACUUCCCGAUCGGUGUCGUCUCCGUUUCAAGCCAGUACAUCGGCGUCUUGGGCUUGGGCCCGAACACUUCGACGUCGUCCUACACCUACAACUACAACCAGUACAGCAACUUCCCCGACCGUCUUCUCCGGGCUGGCCAGAUCAACACGAAGGCAUACAGCAUCUGGCUGGACGAUGCGGCAGGGUCAUCGGGCAGCGUCCUCUUCGGCGCCAUCGACACCUCCAAGUACGAGGGCGAGCUGGUCCGCAUCGAUGGAUACGCAUCCUAUGCCUACUCGUCCACCUUCGGCGUCGAGGUCAACGGCUUCAACGGGUCUAGCGACGCUACGGCUCCGUCUGAGGAGUUGGCGUGGAAUGAGCUCCCCUUCGACGCCACCUUCGGGCCGGCCGAGAUCAUCUCGGACCUCCCGCAGUCCAUUGCCGCCAAGAUGUGGAGCCUCACCGGUGCGACCUACAACUACUCGAUGGGCGUCGCAGUCAUCCCCUGCGAUGCCGCCAGCGGCGGCGACGACGGCGCGCGCUUCAGCAUCCAGCUCAUGGGCCCCGACGGGCCCGUCCUCGACGUGCACGCCAGCGACCUGAUCGUGCCGAGGGACACGUCGCAGGGCACGGUGUACUGGUACUACCUGCAGCAGACGCCGAACCUGUGCCUCUGCGGCGUGCAGAACCGCACCAGCUCGUACGGCUCGUACACUUACUACAACCUCGGCAGCUCCCUCCUGCGGCGCACGUACAUGGUCUUCGACCUCGUCAACGACGAGAUCGCCCUCGCGCCCGCGAGGUUCGCCGACCGCCCCGACCCAACCGUCGUCGAGUUCGACAGCUACGGCGCGCCCGCGCCCUCAGCCACCCGGUACUGUGGUUCGGUGCCGUCGGGCUACUCGUACUCGUGCGACCCCCACUCGACGAGCUCGUCGGGAGGCGGGAGCGGCCGCGGCAGCGGCGGUUCGGGACCCGACCGGUCAGGUUCGAGGGGGUGGCGUGGCAACGGCAAUGGCGUCGCCAUCGGGCUGGGUGUCGCCUUCGGCAUCAUCGCCCUGGUCGCAUCCGUGGCGGCCAUUAUUAUCUGGAAACGCCUGUGCUGCGGACCGCGGGACAAGUCGGCCAAGGACCCGGAGGCGGAGACCGGGGCCGGGAACACACCCGUCGCCGCCGCGGCCGCGUUGGCGGCUGCUGCUGCGCUGGAGCAGGGACAGGGGCAGGGACAGCGCGGGUCCGUCGUGGGAGGCCGGCAGCCCCUGUCGACGAUCCCGGAGUCGGACAUGUCUGAGGUGCCCGAGUACCGUCAACCCGCGCUCCCCCCGAGGAUACCAGUCUCGCCUGUCUCGGAUCCGAUCGAUAUGUCUUCCGAGGACGCUGUGGCGCAGGAGCCUCGAGCGGUUUCCCCCGAGCAGGAGAGGGCGUUGGGAGCGCACCAAGCGAAGAAUGAAUUAACCCAGGAUAAUGAGCAUGACGAAGCGUAAGCGGCGGCGAAAGACAAGGGGAAGGGGAAGGCGGUCGAAUGAACAAAUAUCUAAAUACCCUGUCAUCUAUAUAGUGGCAUUCCCACGCGGGCAGCCGCCUGUAGUCCUAGCGUUACCGUGUGGACCGGAGGGGCUGAGAUGGAUCUGUGUGCCUCGGAUUGGAUAAUCUACCUAUAUUCCACUAGCUUCCGCGGUAUAAUGGGUUAAGUUUGCC